AUGGCAACUAAUCUGGGCCAAGCCCUGCUAGAAGGGUCAGGGAUUGUUCCUUCUUUAAUCCAGGAACUGGCUGCUAGUGGAUUCAACGAGGGCAGAGAUGCCUUCCAUGACUACAUAUACACAAAGUUCAUUCUUGGGGAUGAUAGAAGCAACAGCUCAUUGGUAGCAAAUCCUGGUGUUUCGGUCUUCGCUGCCUCCAACAUCAGCAACUGCCCUGACCCAGAACAAGGGCUCGCUCAUGGAGCCAGUGAUCCCAAUCAUGCUGGAGUUCCAAGUAUUAUCAACUGUAGCGCUGCUAAUGAAGUUGAUGAAAUGUCUCGCGCCACAUCUUUAAUUAAACCUGUUUCUGAGCAAAAGCCGGAAAGUUCCAAGAAAAAGUCACUUCAGUUGGCACAAAGUGCGGCUCGACUGGAAGGUUUGGACAGCAGUGAGAUCCAGAGGAAAAUGAAAAAGAAGAAUCCGUAUAAAAAGAAAGACAAGACGUUUGUUUGUGAGGUUUGUGGGCGAGGUUUUGCGGAGAAGUAUACGAUGAACCGACAUAUGUUCACACAUACUCGUAUAAAACCAUACUCUUGCUCCAAGUGUAAGAUGUCGUUUGCACGCUCUGAUGGUCUGGCCAAGCACAUAGCUGCCGGCCACCGGCGGGUGGACUCUCAUCACUGCGAUGUCUGCGGCGGAACAUUCAGUAGCGAAUUGUCCUUCGAACAGCAUCGUCGAGAAUAUGGGAACACUUUACCUUUUGUUUGCAAUCUGUGCAUGCUGGCAUUCUCUCAGUGUUGUCACCUCAACUACCACAUGAAGUCACACCCACUUUCAAAAUUAAAUGAAGGAUUUGAUUACGAGGGCGAAGCUGACAAGAAUAAUGCUGUUGACAUGUCAGAGCUUAUUCCAGACGACUGCAGCUCUCCGAAAAAGGAGCAAGAAGAUUUUGCUGUCAAGGAGCUUCUGAAUAAAUUGAGUAAAGCAGGAAGUAGACAGUUGGGCAACACACACUACAACAUGGAUGUCUUCAACCCACACAUUGUAAUUAAACCAGAGAUCGAGGAAUUCCCAACGUGCAGCUCCAUAAACAAUCGGAUGUUUGCAGACAACUCCAUAAAUAGCUCCGGUAAAGGCAGUAAUGCUUCGGAUGCCUUAAAUAUUGUUUCCCUUAGCACCUCCGCUUCUCAGGACCUAAUGAACUCUCUAGCCCACCAAGGAGGCAACAAUUUAGCAGAUGCUGGGUCAGAUAUGCAAGGCACUUCAAAAACCCUUAACAAGUCUGCUGCAGAUAAAGAAAAUCCAGUUUCAGAUUCCGAGAUGAAGAAAUAUUACGACAUUAAAAUCCCAAACCCCAAAUACAGAGAAAGCUCUAGCCUUAAAGGGAGCGGUAUGGGUGAGGAUGGUUUGUUUCGAUGUGACAGAUGUGGGAAAGGUUUCUCCAGAAAGUACCAUAUGCAACGACAUGUGAAGUUACACAUACGAGGUCCCGUACCGCGAGCCCAUCUUCUUGACUGGACUCGUCGGCCAUAUGCCUGUGGUGUCUGCAAAAUGGGAUUCACUCGGCAACACCAUUUGACUCGUCACAUAUUGAUACACACAGGUGAACGACCACACUCUUGUCAUGUUUGUGACAAGGCCUUUCGGCGCUUCACUAACCUCACCCUCCACAUCCGCACAGUCCAUGGAGCAGAGAGGCCAUUCAAGUGUCAUAUUUGCGGGCGAGGUUUUCCUCGUCUGUACAGUCUCCAGCGUCAUCAGAAGCUGCAUAUGAAGAAUGCUCUUGCGGCCAGCGCUGAGAGCAACAGUCAGUUGUAUGAAGGGUUUAAACCUGUGGGCACAGGCGGCGCUGAGAGCAACAGUCAGUUGUAUGAAGGGUUUAAACCCGUGGGCACAGCCAGCGCUGAGAAUAACAGUCAGUUGUAUGAAGGGUUUAAACCCGUGGGCACAGGCGGCGCUGAGAGCAACAGUCAAUUGUAUGAAGGGUUUAAACCCGUGGGCACAGCCAGCGCUGAGAAUAAUAGUCAGUUGUAUGAAGGGUUUAAACCUGUUGGUACAGCCAGUGUUGAGAGAGAAAAAUCACCAACUCACCAUUCAGCUAACCCACAUACUCACCUUUCCAGCAACCCAGCUACUCACCUUUCCACCAACCCAGCCAACACCAGCCAGUCGCCAGGUAACAGUCAGAAGUCCACAGAGUCCAUGACUGAUAGUGUCACGGACAAAUACAGACACCAGAUGAACACACAGAAUGACAGAUUAGGCAAUGAUGAUCUGACGGGAAAAGGCACUACCCUGAAAAACCAAGAGAAAUAUAUUCUUGUGCAAGGCAAAAUCCAUGACAUGUCAUUCCAAAAUGAUCAGCAUGUUCAAAAUAAAGAUCAGGGCUGCCAUUCUGGUGAGGCUGAAACUAGGUCAGCCCAGUCUGGCCAACAACAGGUCAGCUCUCCACCUGUGACAGACAAUAAAACUCAGAAAAUGCGACUGGCCAGUCCUCACACUGACAACAUAAAGCUGCAGAAUUCCAUUUUGGCCACGAUGUCCAAUUUUACUUCUUCGCCUGAUCAUGGUGAAGUCAUCAGGAGCCAUGUGAACUUUGACGUAAGAAAUGUGCCAGACUUUAAUCGUCAACAGCCGCAGCAACAAACCUUACAGACUAUCAACGAAGACAGGCUCAUUUCUGCAGGCACCUUGUCCAGUCAGAAUCUGAGAAUUAUCAACAUCCCUGUUGGACACGAGAUGAGCCUCAGGGAUGCUAGCAGUUACACUCAGAGCCACAGAAGUGGCAGUAAUGACUUCGUCAUCCACCAGCAGCAGAUUCAGGCUUCUCUCCCACUGCUGAACAUGAUAGAGCGGCCAGGAAGUCGCAAUACUGUUGGCCAAGUUAACAUGCCUGAAGCUUAUCACCACUCCACAGCCACUUAUAACCAGGCAACAUCAUCUAUACAAAUCCAGCAAGUCUCAACAAUGAACCUUCCUGUUUCUUGUAGCACCAUGUUGCCAGGAAACCUGCAAGAACUCACAAGCUAUUCGUACAACAAUCAUGUGGAUAUUGGUGCAAAUCAUAGUGGGGUCAGUGAGCCAAUUGUCUAUUCCCACAAUCAUAAUGCAUCCAGCAUGCCAUUCCACGCUGGUAUCCAUGGCAACUACCAGCACCAUCUGUCCGACAGUCUAGAUCAAGACAUACAUUCACACCCAACCCCUGUCAAUACCCACAAUAUGCAGUACUAG
Molecule: messenger RNA, 3210 nt
Organism: Candidula unifasciata
Lineage: Eukaryota; Metazoa; Mollusca; Gastropoda; Stylommatophora; Geomitridae
Source: the annotation of a GenBank genome assembly